Messenger RNA from Clonostachys rhizophaga, 714 nucleotides. Lineage: Eukaryota; Fungi; Ascomycota; Sordariomycetes; Hypocreales; Bionectriaceae. The record is from the annotation of a GenBank genome assembly.
AUGCGCCUUUCAUUUCUGAAGUUUGAUAUUCAUAUCCGAACCACCCGGCCUUGGGCAUUCUCAGUAAACGAUAUGCAUCACGGUGGUACUGGUUUUGUGGCGCUCGCCGCAGCGGCCUCUACUCUUCUUGAUGGCGCCUUUGCCUCUCCCGACAACAAAAUCCCCGAGCAAUGGAGAAAGUCCAUUCCAGAGGCUUGGGACCAUACAAUGGCCCGCUCCUACCUUGGCUCUGGGCUCAAUAUUUCUGGUACCAGCAACUGGGCUCUCGACCAAAUCAUGGACGGGCAAGGAACCAUCAACAUAUGCCUGAGAUGGGGCGCCAACAAGGCCUUGACGCGGGACAACCGUGAAAGCUUCGAGGUUGUAUACAAGCAGAGCUUCCAGGUUUGGCUCAAGUGGCUGCCCGGCUGGGACAAUUUCCCGUUUGACAGCGUCGACAUCAAAACUGCACAUUGGGCCGUGGGCGACAGGGCCCUCAUCGAGGGUCCUACGUCCGGAUUCGAAGUCCACGCCGGCUCCAAGGACGAUGAGGGCCGCCCGACCUGUAACCCAGGUUGCUCUCGCGAGCUGCAUCAGGACGGGGACUAUAGCGAGUGCCCCGGAGGUGCUGAUAAUCGCUUCCAUCAGUUUAUACUGCUGAACCCCGCCUGGGGCGAGUUCAACAUGGGUGCCGCGUCAUCGUUUGGUGUCGAUCUGAGCCUGCACGGCUGGUAG